AUGGAGGGGGAUCUGCCACAGCAUGCCCUAAUCCCAGGCGGAGCCCCCUGCGAUCUGGCGCAGCAGUCCCACCUUUCCACCCAGCCCCAGAUGGUUCAGGCUCGCCAGGGCACGUUGGCUGCCCCCGCGGCGGACCAGAUGCAGGAGCUCGGGAAUGUGGAGGAGGCCCCGCUGGGCCUCAAGGAGGACGCCAGCGGCAAGGCGAUGGCCACGGCCUCCCAGUGGCACCGGGUCAAGUGGACCGGCGACAUGGUCAAGCUGCUCGUGUCGGCCGUGUCCUACGUUGACGAGGACAUCGACGCGGACCAGGGCGGGGCGAGGAGGAUGGGCAAGUGGAGGCUGGUCUCCUCGGCCAUGACCAAGAGGGGGUUCGCAGUGUCGCCACAGCAGUGCGAGGACAAGUUCCACGACCUCAACAAGAAGUACAAGAGGGUUACCGAGAUCCUUGGCCUAGGAACGGCAUGUAAGUUCGUCGAGAAUCCGGCGCUCCUUGAAGAGGCGGGUCUAUCUUGGAAGCUCAAGGAGAAGGCCAAGAAGCUCCUGAGCUCCAAGCACCUGCACUUCGAGCAGAUGUGCUCCUACCACAACCGUAACCGGGCGUGCCUGCUUGAUGAUCGAGUCCUUCUAAGGAUGCUGCGGCGGAUGGCGCGUAUGAGUCCUUCAAAGAAUUACCCGUUUGAAUAUGAUAAGGAUAAUCAGGUAUUGAUUUGUGAUGAUAAUCAGGUAUUGAUUUGUGAUGAUGAUGAUGAGGGUGGAGAGUUCAACCGUGAUCUGGAGGUCACUGCUGAAGAUCAUGUCACCAAGAAGCUGCCACAAGCUGCUGCUCAGGGAUCUGGUGGUCCAGCAGAUGAGAAGGAUCCAAGUCAUAUGGAUGCAGCUCAAAUCCAUAGAGAACGUCUGGAGAUAAAAAGAGAUAUGUUGAAAAUCAAGAAGAGACGUUUGAAGCGGAUGAGGUCCAUCAAGGAGCAGGAAUGGGAACUGCAGAAGAUGAGGAUGGACAAUGAAAUGAUGGACCUGGAAAAUGACCAGCUGGAGCUGGAGCUGGAGCUUAAGGAAAUGGAGAUGGGCAUCCAACCAAAGAGGAUUUAG
Molecule: messenger RNA, 1089 nt
Organism: Panicum hallii
Lineage: Eukaryota; Viridiplantae; Streptophyta; Magnoliopsida; Poales; Poaceae
Exons: 1
Coding region: 1-1089 (362 amino acids)
Source: RefSeq, a predicted model, not a curated record